CGCUUUCUGUUAUAGAUCUGUUUGACAAUUAUUAAGACCUCAUCGAGUAUUGGGACCUACUGUUAUUGGCGUAUUGAUAUAACACUAGAGAACCCUCCUAUAAUAUUCGAAAGACCUCAAAAGUGUGCCAACGCUAUAUCGAAACUUCGGAUACAAUCAUGUUGAAAAGGAUGGGGAUUUUCAAACGACGUCGGUCAAACAAACCUCCCAUAGCAGAGGCGAACGAACUGGACGAGCAAUUCGCAAAAGUUGACGUCUCGAAUUCUUCGAUAGGUGAUAGUAAAGGUGUAGCUUCGGGUCGAUCCGCUAGUUCUCUCAACAAAUCUCCAAGCUCCAGAAGUUCGACAGAAAAAGAAAUAGCACAUGCAUGGGAAGGGUUUGAUGGUCCAGCGCAAUCUUCUGUCCCGUCUCUCGCGAGCGACCGCAGCUGUGCCGUUAGAACAGCGUCCCCAGUGCCUACGAUUCCAUUACAUUACGAGUUAUAUGCGUUACCUGAGCCGACGGUCUCGGGCAAAUUAUCCUCGAAACGUUCAUGCGACUCUUUCGACUCUUUCGACGAACCCGAACAAACUUUGGACACAUCAACAUCGUUUCUACUUGACGCAACACCUCCUCGGGCUCCAAGACAACGCAAGGAGGCAGCGGUCGAGCUAGAAGCUGGGUUAACGGCGUUGUUCGAAAAACCAUCUCUUUUUAACUCACAUUCAGGGCCAUCUCCAAGCGAACCCAUUCCCUUAAAAAUUCGCUCCGAUGAUUCGAAAUUAUUUGGCCCUCCUCUUCAAGGGAUAUCGACUGCGACUCCAGAUAUAUCGAGCCACCACCUCUUGGUCACCGGCUCCAGUGCACAUGAGCUUCCAAGCGAUACAGAACUCCAGAGUUCUCAAGUUCACGUACCACCCGUUAAGCCCCUCCUAACAUUGACUCCACCCCCAGUCCAAUCGAGCACCAAACCCACACGUCCACUCGAUAGUGGGACGAGUAGAAUAAUAGAGGAUGAGCCUUCACCAAGCCAGAAGAUCGCAUUAGCUCAGGUAUUCAUGUACCAAGCUCGAAUGACUGGUCAACCACCCGAGAGAACGAAGAAAGCUUCAGCUAUUACUGACGAGAAUAUUUCGUUCGGAUCGAAAACGUCUGGACCGCGACUUUCCUCAGCUGCGAGAGCCGAAGCGAGGCGACCGAGGAGUGCGUCGACAUCGUCCAUAAUAACGAACCCAGAUUCAUCAUUAUCGUAUGAUAAAUCAAUGGUCCCUCAGCCGCUACAUAUAAAAUUGACGACACCCGAGCUCGACGGUAGCUGUAUUAGGAGAAAUGUGGUUGACAGCGAGGCAUGGAGGAGAAAAAGCAGGAUGCUCCAACUGGAUUCGUUCGGUAAUCAUACAAGAAUCGUAGCUUGAAAUGAGAAGGAAUAAAAUGAAACAAUACGGCGACGCAUACAAAUCAACUACUAGGUAAAUAUAAUAUGGCCAUCGUUCAGACAAAGGCAUUAUGCAGGCUGAACAGACUCCGAAACAUCGAACAAAGGUCUUUCAUGUACACGCUUUCGUCGGAAGAUCAAGAUCGGAUUUGAAGGUUGUCGAGGGGAUUCACGACAUGGGCUUUUUGCGAAACCAUAUAUGCCAUCACGGCAGAUUCACUGAUAUGAAUAGUACGACUAUCUAUAUCAUAUCGAGACCCAAUAAUUCUAGGGUGGAUAGCAGAAGAUCCUGAGCUGGAGGUUAUUCGUUGGGACUCGACGGGGUAGCAUCUGGAUAGGUAUCAUAUAUCAGAUUUGUUAGGCGUCAUUGAGGCCUAAAAGAUGUUUGUUCAAUUAGAAAUACCACGCCGAAGCCACAAUAAAUU
Annulohypoxylon maeteangense is the source of this 1839-nucleotide messenger RNA. RefSeq lists its product as uncharacterized. NCBI's taxonomy places the organism in Eukaryota, Fungi, Ascomycota, Sordariomycetes, Xylariales, Hypoxylaceae. The record is from RefSeq and is a predicted model, not a curated record. The transcript is spliced from 3 exons. Bases 159 to 1394 code for a protein of 411 amino acids.